AUGCUGGACUCAAUUUUAAAUAAUAAUCAUAGCUUAAUUUUGGACACUACAUUCCAUCCUUCUCACCUAAACGAAUACUUUUCAAAACUUUGUCAACACCAGUCAGGAGGAAAAUUUAAUGCUCAUCCUUGUGAAAGGGAGACCACUACUGACUAUGAAUUCAUUGAUGUAAUUCGAAACUCUAACUAUUCUAUUGAACACAUGAUGCACGAAACUUUGAGUCUGAUUACUUUGGAUCCAAAGUUACGGAGCUAUUUUUAUAGACCUUACAUUACAUUUUCAGGACCUUCUUUAUUAUUUGCCAAUCAUUAUUCAGCUGGUUGUGAAAUUGCUUUCCAAUACAUGGAAGAGCCUGAACUUUCUUAUCGAGACCAAAAUGGGUUAACUGUACUGCACUACAUUGCAGAGAAUUUUUUGGAGAUUAAGCAACAGAAAAUUUUAACAGAAAAAUUAGUCAAAUAUCCCCAUUUAUUGAAUAUUUGUGAUAAUAGGGGAAGAGUUCCAACUGAUAUUUUUAUGCCACCAUUUGCAACAAAUUUUUUACGUAACUAUAUUGAAGAAAAUGAAAUUACAAUUGAACGAAGGUACAUACCAUUUAACCCCUUCGAGUUACCUUCAAAGAAACAAAAACGAAUUGAUUCAUAUUUUAAGAAGAAACAAUAA
Messenger RNA from Naegleria gruberi, 663 nucleotides. RefSeq lists its product as uncharacterized. The coding region runs from base 1 to 663 and encodes 220 amino acids. The record is from RefSeq and is a predicted model, not a curated record. The transcript has a single exon. NCBI's taxonomy places the organism in Eukaryota, Heterolobosea, Eutetramitea, Acrasida, Naegleriidae.